AUGUCUGUGGCUGCACUCAGUCUGAUACGCUGCAGGAGGCUGAGCAGCACCUCUGGCCCUGGUGUGAAGAAGGUGCUGCCGUGGAGGGACAUCAGGAAAAUUGCAAAGAUGACCGGAGCUGUCAUAUUGGGGGGUUGCAUGUUUAUCACAUACGAGGUGGUUUCCUUGAACAAGGCGGUACGCAUCGACACGCAGGCCAUUCAGCAGGAAAAGCUCAAGUCCUACAUCUACCUGUCAGCCACGCCCUCUAAAGAGCAGGAGAACCUUGGCACAGGGCUCACAUAUAAGGCCAGGAGAGAACUUCAUAAAGCAGCAAGGAGGUUUCUGGAAGUUUCCUCAAGGAUUCUUCUGAGGCCUCUGGAUGAGCACCUGAGUCAUAUGGAUGCGGACCCCCAUGAGGUGGCGCUGUGGGUCCUGUUGAAGAGGGCUUGUUCAGCCAAUAGGACCAGCAGACUGUCAGCUGUACAAGAGCUGGCCCAGAACCACCACUGGCAUGACUACCAGUACCAGACAGCUGCGCAGGCUAUAGACCAGAGGACGGCAUUGGGUCUGGCCCGCACCUCUCAAGUGGACCAACGCUUCUUCCUGUCCCCGCCUGUCCUGCCUUGGGUGGAAGAUAGGUUGUCUGUAGAAGACGGUCUGAGGCAGCUGCUGGCAUCUCUCCCCCAGUCUGAGGUGGACCAGUGUGUCCAGUACUUCACCUCACUGGCCCUGAGGGAGAGUACCCAGUCCCUGGCUGCACAGAGGGGGGGUCUGUGGUGUUUUGGUGGGAAUGGACUGCCCUAUGCCCAAAGCCUCACUUCUGUCCCCUCUGAGAAGGUUGAGUCCUUCUGUCUACAGGCUCUAGUGCAGCACUCCAAGGUCCAGAGUCACUGCGACCACAUCGUGGCCAACGGGGGACUGCAGCUCCUUCAGAGGGUCUACCAGCUCCGCAGAGACUCCCCGAAGAUCCAGAGGAACAUUGUACGCAUCAUUGGCAACCUGGCUCUCAACGACAGCGUGCACCAAGCCAUAGUACAGUCAGGUUGGGUGCCAGUGCUAGCAGAGAUGAUGCAGUCUCCACACAUCAUACAGGCGUCCCAUGCUGCUCGGGCUCUGGCUAACCUGGACAGGGAGACUGUCAAGGAGAAGUACCAGGAUGGAGUCUACGUGUUACAUCCCCAGUGCCGAACCAGCCAGCCAAUCAAAGCGGAUGUUCUCUUUGUUCACGGGCUCCUGGGGGCGGCCUUUAAGACGUGGCGGCAGAAGGACUGUGACCCUACAGAGGAGGAGAAGGCAGCGGGUGUCAGCGAGGACUACACAGAGUGCUGGCCCAAGUCGUGGUUGGCUGCAGACUGCCCCAACCUGAGGGUUCUAUCUGUGGAGUAUGACACUCACCUAAGUGACUGGAGAGCCAAGUGUCCUGUUGAAAACCAGAGGAUGUCUCUGGCCUAUAGGAGUCGAGAGCUGCUGAAGAAGCUAAAGUCUGCAGGAGUAGGAGAGAGGCCUGUGGUCUGGGUUUCACAUAGCAUGGGAGGUUUGCUGGUGAAGAAGAUGCUGCUAGAUGCGUCGAGGGACCCAGACAUGAAAGAACUGAUGAAGAACACCAAGGGUGUCAUGUUCUACAGUGUGCCCCACCAUGGCACCUUCAUGGCAGAGUACUCUGUCAACGUCAGAUACCUCCUCUUCCCCUCCGUAGAGGUCCGGGAGCUCUGCAGAGACUCUCCAGCGCUGCGUGACCUGAAUGUCAACUUCCUGAACAUGGCCAAGGACAGGGAGUUCAAUGUGCUGAGCUUUGCAGAGACGAUGCCCACCACCAUCGGCCCCAUGAUCAAGAUACUGGUGGUGCCAACGCAGUCAGCAGAUCUGGGCAUUGGGGACCUGGUCCAGGUGGAUGUGGAUCACCUCAAUAUCUGCAAGCCUGAGAAGAAAGACUCGUUCCUCUACAAGCGCAGCCUACAGUUCAUCCAGGAUGCACUGAAGGGCUACACCAGCCACUGACAUGUCAACAGCCGUUUUGAUGUUUGAAUUGGAAGACUAAGGAGUUCUGGCGCACAGAACUGUCUCUCUGUUGCACAUUUAAAGAAAUGUGUUUACAAAAAAAUAUACAUUUUAUGUAUGUAUGAAGGAUUUAUGAAAACACAUUAAUUGGGUUUAUUAUAGAAAAUGGUGCUCCACUUGUUCUCCAGCUAGAUAUCACCUAGCACUUAUGAAGCAGAUGAGUUUUAUUUAAAGGAUUUAAAAAAUGAUCUCGACCAUGUUUACAGGUAGUUUAAAGCUGUAAAAAAGACAGUAUAUUGACUUUUCUAGUUCUUCUUCCCCUUUGUCCUUGAUCCUGGUCAAGUAGACAUUUUAACAUUGCAUGUGUACUGCACUUACUGUACUUUAACCAAAAGACACUGUACUACCUUGCAACUCAUUCAUUGAUUACACAGUAUGAAUUCGGGGCUUGAGUGGUGUGCUUAAGGUCGACUUAUUUUAUUUCAUUUUAGUUAACUUAAGAGCUGUAAGUGUAUAUAUAUAUAUAUAUAUAUAUAUAUAUAUCUCUAUAUAUAUAAAACUUAAUGCAUUGCCUUGUUACUGUAUGUACCAUACUGUAUUAUUUCCUCAAGCCUUACCUCAGAUACACAUGAAAUAUUUUUAAGACUGGUUGAUAUGUAUAUUUUGUUGAACUGGAACCUGGCCACGUGAUGCUCACUAACUCCAUUGUAUUGCUAAUUAAGACUUAACUUGUAUUUAUCAAUGUAACAAGUCAUGCAUAUGGCUCAUUUACAUUUGAACUUUGACAGACAUGUCCAUGUCAAAUCAACUAUGUGCAAAAUAAAAAGCAGUAAUGGUAAGAGAA
Oncorhynchus nerka (sockeye salmon) is the source of this 2824-nucleotide messenger RNA. RefSeq names its product serine active site containing 1 (gene serac1). The record is from RefSeq and is a predicted model, not a curated record. The transcript is spliced from 16 exons. Lineage: Eukaryota; Metazoa; Chordata; Actinopteri; Salmoniformes; Salmonidae. Bases 1 to 1980 code for a protein of 659 amino acids. Gene Ontology annotation, molecular function: protein binding.